Molecule: messenger RNA, 2475 nt
Organism: Vespula pensylvanica (western yellowjacket)
Lineage: Eukaryota; Metazoa; Arthropoda; Insecta; Hymenoptera; Vespidae
Product: oxysterol-binding protein-related protein 2
Exons: 10
Coding region: 386-1714 (442 amino acids)
Cellular component (GO): intracellular membrane-bounded organelle; cytosol; membrane
Molecular function (GO): sterol binding
Source: RefSeq, a predicted model, not a curated record
AGAGAGAGAGAGAGAGAGAGAGAGAGAGAGAGCUCGCGUCACGCCCGAGGGUUAAACGUGUGCAUACCUAGUCUCGGAGCGUCCAGCUGAUCGCGGUGACUUCGUCAACGUGCUAACAAAGUGACGAACAUGUUACUCUGACAUUUUUAAUCAUUCGCGAGUGAAAAACAUAGAACAGACAAAUCAAAAGAAAAAUAAAAGAAAAGUAAAGAAAAGAACAAAAAAAAAAAAAAAAACAGAGAAAUCGAAACAAACAAUUUUAUCAUCCAAUGAGACAAUAUCAAAAUGACACGACAAAAAACGAAAUUAUUUUUACGGGCUGAACGGAACACGAGAGGCAGCGGUGGCGGCGGCGGCAGCUCGAUAACGACGACAGGCUCGUACAAUGGCCAGCGAAAGGAUAUCGGGUCGAUACAGAACAUCAUUACCGGUUCCGGGUCACUCAGAGGUAAAUCUCUGCUCGGUAUUGUCACUGGGCAAGGACCUUAGCAAAAUCACAAUGCCUGUUAUAUUCAACGAGCCACUUUCCUUCCUGCAACGAGUCGCAGAGUACAUGGAAUAUGCAAAAUUAUUGAAGCAGGCUUCCGCUGAACAGACACCUGUCGGCAGAUUACAAUACGUUGCCGCUUUUGCCGUAAGCGCUUUGGCUUCGAAUUGGGAACGUCUUGGAAAACCAUUCAAUCCGUUGCUCGGUGAGACGUACGAAUUAACCCGUGAAGAUUUUAGAAUAGUAUGCGAACAAGUCUCUCAUCAUCCACCAGUAUCGGCGUUCCACGCUGAUAGCGAUGAUUUCGUUUUUCACGGUAGUAUACAUCCUAAAUUAAAGUUCUGGGGUAAAUCGAUAGAAGUACAUCCAAAGGGUAUCGUCACGGUCGAAUUACCCAAAUGGAAAGAAGCGUAUACUUGGCAGAACGUUAAUUGUAUACUUCAUAACGUAUUGGUUGGACAACUUUGGAUGGAACAAUUGGGAGCCCUUGAAAUUAAACAAUGUGGAGGAUCGAAUUUGAAAGCUGUGUUAACUUUCAAAAGUGGAAGCUGGAAUGGCAAGGAUUUACAUCGAGUCGAAGGCUUCAUAAUGGAUCAAGAAAAAAGAAAGUUGGUAUAUUUGUAUGGGAAAUGGACCGAAAGAUUACGUUCCUGUGAUCCAUCCUUGUACGAGGAUGCUCUAGAAAAAUUGAAAAGGGAUGCUAAGAGUCCGCAAGGUAGUCCAGGUCACAAAAAAGUACUUGCCAAACUUCACAGUCUUAAAGUUGGGGCUUUCAAACCGUCUCAUCAGGAUGCUAUCGACGAAUCAUCUACAAGUAUAGAUGGCGAGGACACACCAAUGAUCGACGAAAUACCAAACUCGAAAACCCUUUGGGAAGUUUCACCGAGACCUCCGAACAGUUCUAACUACUUUCAAUUCACUACAUUCGCGAUGUCCCUGAACGAAAUAGAAGCAACCAUGAAGGAGGAUCUAUGUCCGACCGAUUCAAGAUUAAGACCGGAUAUUAGAAAAUUAGAAAAUGGCGAUCAAGAUGGUGCAGCUACUGAAAAGGCAAGACUUGAAGAGAAACAACGUGAUUCUAGAAAGAUGAGGAAACAAAAGAAAGGACAGGAAUGGAUGCCCAAAUGGUUUAGAUGGACAGUUAAUCCAUACACGGGCCAAGACGAUUGGUUGUACAAAGGAGGCUAUUGGGAUCGUAAUUACACCGACAUCGAAGAUAUAUUUUAAUAAAUACUAGAACAAUGAUUUCGACAAAAACGAAUUUAAAAAAAAGAGAAAGAAAAACUAGGCCGUGUAAAAGCAAGGAAAACGUGUUACGUUUGAUGCAUUUGCCAUUGUGGCCAAGAUUUUGUUGUUGUUUCUUUUCUCAGAAAAGAAAUUAAUCGACGUUAAUAUUAUUUGAUUGUGAGUAAAAAUUCAUGUUGUUGAAGGCCAAUCAGCCAAAUUACGAAAAAAGAAAAAAAAAAGAAAGAAAGAAAGAAAAGAAAACGGCUGGUACGUGUAUGUACGUGUAAUUAGAUAGUAAUUCUAGAAAAGAAAAAAAAUAUUAGAAUACUUUAAGGAGGUGUAAGCAUCUCGUGAGAGAGCAAAUAUUUAAGACAAAUUUCUCCAUUAGUUUUCAUUAUCUUUCUCCCCUUUUUUUUGUUUGCUAUUCCGAUAUUGUAACAAUCUCAUGAUUGAAACAAACCUCUGUGAGAGAUGAACUCGAAAAAAGAGAAAAAAGAGAAAGGAAAGAAAAGAUUAAUUAUAAAAAAUCAAUGAAAUUUUGCGAUCUAUACAAAUUGUGUCUGCUUACGCCGUGUAUAUAUGUAUGUGUGUAUAUAUAUAUAUAUAUAUAAUAGAUAGUCGAAUUUAACAUGGAGGAAAAACAUCUUUAACGUUUCCAAUGAUCAUAAUCAAACUCUAAAACGAAAUUUUCGAGCUAAACCGCAAUUAUUCGAUCUUGUGUAUAAUUAGAAUGCGAGCUUACGCCUCAUAGAAUGAAACGA